AUGUUAAAUAUAUUCAGAAUAGCAGGGGAUUUGUCUCAUUUGGCCAGUAUUAUCAUAUUAAUACAAUCGAUUAAAACAUCCAAUUCUGUCGAUGGUAUCUCUAUGAAAACUCAAUUUUUAUACACAUUGGUAUUCAUCACCCGUUACUUAAACAUAUUCACCAGAUGGACCUCAUUGUACAACUUUUUGAUGAAGAUCUUUUUUGUUUCAUCCUCCAUCUAUGUAAUUGUCUUAAUGCGCCAACAAAAAUACAAGAACCCAGUCGCUUACCAGGAUAUGAUUACAAGAGAUGUAUUCAAGAUUAAGUUUUUGAUAAUUCCAUGUGCAGUUCUUGCAUUUCUUUUCAACUAUGGUUAUAACCCUGUUCAACUUUGCUGGUCUUUCUCGUUGUGGUUAGAAAGUGUUGCAAUCCUUCCACAAUUGUUUAUGUUGACCAAAACUGGGAAGGCUAAACAAUUGACCUCACAUUAUAUCUUCGCUUUGGGUCUAUACCGUACAUUAUACAUUCCAAACUGGGUAUGGAGAUAUUAUGCAGAAGGUAGGUUUGAUAAACUCUCAAUCUUCACCGGGAUAAUUCAAACUCUAAUAUACUCUGACUUCUUCUACAUCUACUACCAAAAAGUUAUCAAACUAGGCGGUGACUUUGAAUUACCUCAAUGA
This is a messenger RNA of Kluyveromyces marxianus DMKU3-1042, 660 nucleotides long. RefSeq names its product Erd2p (gene ERD2). The record is from RefSeq and is a predicted model, not a curated record. NCBI's taxonomy places the organism in Eukaryota, Fungi, Ascomycota, Saccharomycetes, Saccharomycetales, Saccharomycetaceae. Gene Ontology annotation, molecular function: ER lumen protein retrieval receptor activity. Gene Ontology annotation, biological process: protein retention in ER lumen; endoplasmic reticulum to Golgi vesicle-mediated transport. The transcript has 2 exons. The coding region runs from base 1 to 660 and encodes 219 amino acids. Gene Ontology annotation, cellular component: endoplasmic reticulum; cis-Golgi network; membrane.